AUGCCCCACAAGUUCUACCACGGUAAGACCGGUAUUGUCUACAACAUCACCAAGUCUUCUGUCGGUGUCAUUGUCCAAAAGGUCGUUGGUAACAGAUACAUUGAGAAGCGUGUCAACCUCCGUGUUGAGCACGUCAAGCACUCCAAGUGCAGACAAGAGUUCCUCAACAGAGUCAAGGAGAACGCUGCCAAGAAGAUCGAGGCCAGAGAGAAGGGUGAGCGUGUUGAGCUCAAGAGACAACCCGCCAAGCCAAGAGAUGCCCGCACCAUCAGCUUGACUGCUCCCGAGACCAUCGCUCCUGUUGCUUACGAGACUUUCAUUUAA
Molecule: messenger RNA, 324 nt
Organism: Sugiyamaella lignohabitans
Lineage: Eukaryota; Fungi; Ascomycota; Dipodascomycetes; Dipodascales; Trichomonascaceae
Gene: RPL21B
Product: ribosomal 60S subunit protein L21B
Exons: 1
Coding region: 1-324 (107 amino acids)
Biological process (GO): translation
Cellular component (GO): ribosome; cytosolic large ribosomal subunit
Molecular function (GO): structural constituent of ribosome
Source: RefSeq, a predicted model, not a curated record